This is a messenger RNA of Pomacea canaliculata, 4097 nucleotides long. Its product is annotated as UPF0046 protein C25E10.12-like. NCBI's taxonomy places the organism in Eukaryota, Metazoa, Mollusca, Gastropoda, Architaenioglossa, Ampullariidae. Gene Ontology annotation, molecular function: hydrolase activity. The record is from RefSeq and is a predicted model, not a curated record.
CACACACACACACCUCUUCAAGUACAUUAUUUCUUACACAUCAACAUAUCAAAACCCUCCAACCUUAAGUCGUAUCAGCCACAGUACAGGACAGGGGACACAACUGAGGGAAAUCUUUUAAGGUCCCAUCAUCUUUGGUAAUUUAGAAUAACAACGUUUGCCUUGUACACUGGAAAUACUGGAAACACUGAAAUACUUAUCGAGGUGUCACAUUGUCUAUAGUACUCUAUACUGAUGUAUGACAUCGCUGACUCUCCUUUUCACACACACACGCCAUCCCUUCCACAAAAACACACACAUCAAUUAAAAAGAAAACAGCACAGGCAAUUAAUUUGAAAGUGACCCCAGAAAAUCAUAAUAAGGUGAACAAUGCUUCUUUUUCGUCUUCGUUGCUGUGAUUUCACACAACAGGGGAGGUGAUGCACGAGGCCUUUAUAUCUAGUAAGGAAGGAGUGGCGGCAAGUGCAUUUUCUCCUAAGAAAAAACAUUCUCGCUGAAUUGCCUCAUGUAGUUGUCUACCUAAUAGUUAAUAUAUCUUAAAUUACUAUAUAUAUAUAUAGCUGAGUGCCGUUAUUUUAGUUAGAAAAUAUCGAACUAAAUUAAGCACACAAGCUUCGAUUGUAUUAGAAUUAAAACAGCAAAGAUUUUCGGUGCCAGUCACAUGACAUUAACGCAAUAGCCUCGUUUUCACUGAGAUAUGAUGUCAAGAGUUAUUAAUAACUAUUCCCGCGUGCUCACUGCAAUCCGUUGUGCAAUGCAUCGCAACAUCACAACAUCCCAACGCAGCAUCGUCCAGAGGUGCAGCAGGACUCUAUCUAAUCGAAGUUGGUGUUCUUUCACGAAAAUGGUUUCUAUAGCAACGAAUGACGUGAAAUGGCGAAUAUAGAGAGGGAUUUCCCCUGUGCGCUAACUGUCGUCUGCUGCAUAGAGACAUCUCGACCUUGGCAGGAAGGACUUGCCGUGGCGUGAGAUAACACGUGUGUUCCAGCCGCUUCUAAAAGUUUACUUUUGGUUUCCUGGAGUAGCAUUACUAAAUCUUAGUCACUUCACUGAAGCUGUUCUUUUGGAUUUAUUCGGUGACCAGUAGGUGGAAAUAGCUGCAUUCGAUAGUCCUGUAACCUGCAGCUGGAGACGAUGGAAACACCAACGACAGCUCACCACCACAGAGGCAACGGAAGGCCAAGUUUUUAUAACAUGACAGAUAAUACACAGACACACAUACCAGUGGUACCUGUGGGUAAUGUACCCGCAGAAUUGUUCGACGGUCACUCGGCUCUCCAGAAGAUUCCAGAUACAGUUCGGAUUGUGCACAUAUCGGACACCCACAUGCAGCAUGAGGAAUUAAUGAAUGGAAGAUUGUUAUCCGCACUGUUACCUGAUGGCGAGGUCCUCAUUCACUCUGGAAAUUUUGACCGUUAUACUGCCAGCUGCUGCGUUCGGUCGCAUCAUUUCGAAGACUUCCUUCACGAGAUCGACAUCUUCUUUGGCACAUUUCCUCAUCGGUUGAAAAUUUUCGUGGCGGGGAACCACGACUCCUGCCUGGAGGGUAUUCCGCUGGACCAAAUUCAAUCCCGGCUAACCAAGUGCACGUACCUCUGUGACUCAUCGACAUUUUACGCUAUCAAGUUCUAUGGAUGCCCGCACACCGCUUAUAGGUUCAUGUCUCUGGCAAGAGGGUUCGGAAGCUCCUGGCGACGACUACGUCACAAAUGGGAGGCAAUUCCAGCGGACACUGAUGUCCUCAUCACUCGCAUGCCACCGCUGGGCAUUCUGGACCUGGCCACGGAGCCGCUAGCCAGCGAGUACCCGGCUCUUUUCCGCCUGAAAGCCACCCUGUCCAGCAGCACGUGUCGCACGUGCGGCUUCGUCCAUCCGGGUCGCGUGCACUGGGGAUGCCCAUCCUUGAGAGAAACCGUGUUGAAUCGAGUCAAACCAAAGUUACAUGUCUUCGGCCAUGUUCACGAAGGAUUCGGCACCUUGCAAAGGGACAAUACUGUAUUCUCCAAUGGAUCCUUUGCAGUCAAGCGCUCUUUCAACGUUUUUGAUUAUUAUUUAUAGCCAAAGUAAUCGCAUCCUCACUGAAGAAAGCCAGUUGCAGCAGGAAGGACCUGGCAGAUACACUAUCCUGCUGAAUUUUUUAAAAAGUGAAAUGAAAUGAGUUUUAUGUGCGUGGACACGAAGCCUCCUGCGCUCUGUAUCUCCUGCUGAUGUAUAAAAUGUCUUCAUCUUCGUGAAUGUGAAGCUGUGAGUAACUGUUUGGCCUGAACCAGUUCACGCAGUCUAUCUGGGGGUGUCCACAUGGAUUUGCAGAUAUCAGCUCGAUUGCACACGGUAUCUCCAACUUUGCUUAGAAAUGUUAAAACUUUUCGCUUUGAAGACAUUUUUAGCUCAGAUCCCAUUGAGGGAUUUUUAAAAAAUGUACAUGCUGCGGAGCAAAUAUUUUUAUCAUACUUUGGCCGCUGCUAGAAGUGUUAUCGAUAAGUCGCUAAAAACAUUUUAGGCUUAAUGGAAGAAAUCGACUACAGAGAGAAUACUUUUAAACUAGACUUUAAAAUCUACUAUUCUAGGUGAUGUGAAUUGGGCAGUAUGCUGACAGAAGGUUGUGUUUCUAGACAAGCCGAGAACACUGUCUUAUUGAAACAAUGUUGGAAAUGCAAAUCAUAGUAAUACUUGUCUGUCUGUUAUUCUUUUAUUCUCUAAUUCUAUCUGUUGUUCUGUCUAUCUAUCGGUCUAUCGUUCUCUCUGUCGUUUUCUGUCUGCCUCAUCAAGGCAACUUAAUCCCAAGAAGGUGAAGACCGCUGGCACCUCUUCCCUACAUGAGCUUGAACCCGUCACUAAUGAAGCAACAUUCUUAGCUAGAUGUCAUUCUUCUUAUUAAAUAUAAUUUUAACAUAAAUGCAUCGUUAACAUUGAUCUUAACUACCGCAUAGACCAUGCACGCCCACGCUGAAGACUUUGCUGAAACCACACGCAGCUAUCUUACCACUCGUAAUGUCAUACAAACCAGUACAAAAUAUGAACAGACUGUCACUUUCUUAGUAAAAGAACUUAUACAGUUGAAGAAAACACAGAUAAUUCUAAUUUGAAAGUAAUUAAAAAUACAAAAAAAAAAACAGCUGCAGGUCACUCACAUAUACAGGGACAGGACGGUAUCUUCUUACGAGUUUCAACAUGGUGAAUGUUCAAUCAGGAUCUGUCCAUUAGUGAUUGCUAUACUAAUGAUAUCGUACUCGGAAUUCACAUGCGGCUCAAGUGUCGAGCGAUUAAGCUGCAAAAACUAACCAAACGGCAUUGUUUGCAAAAAGAAUACGAGUGGUUCUAUUUGAACACAAUAGGCUUUGCACGACAUUGUCUAUAUAGUUCUCAUCUAGAAGGUGAAACCUACUACAUCGAAUGUGUUGAUUAAAAUAUUUUUUCAUUGCAAAUAUAUUUUGGAAUUGUUUUACAUCCUUCAUAUUGGGCAUUUGUUCACACAAUAAGCUGAACUGCUGUGUAGGCAAAGAGAGAAGUUUUAUAGAAAUGUAUUAAUUAUGUGCUGAGGGUUAUCCGGUGAUUUUAAAAGAGAAGUUUUCCUUUCUUAAGCCUUAAAGGUCUUCCAAUGUGCUUGUAUUGAGUGACUUUCAGUGGCUUCCAUUUCGUCUUUCAAGAUCACAUUGAGCGAGUUGAGACCAUAAUGUUGAUAAGCGGUAUGCCUGGAUGUUGGUGGCGUUUUGACCUCCCGACCUGUGGUUCUCGCAGCUGGUAUCUCUCUGAAUUUAAAUAUACAGCAGCCAGUGACCAGGCCAACCAGAUCUGACAGUGGAUGAGUGGUCAGAAUCGCAAGCUGACCCAUCGGUGACCAGCAUCACAAAUUGUGUAGUGCACGAAAUAAGUUUUUGAUGUUAGCGAGUCAAACAAAAGUUUCACAUUGUUUUGUUUUUGCUUGUUUUUCUUUUUUGUUAUUUUUGUUGGGCAUUCUUGAUCCUGCAACAUGACUGUACAUGCAAACAUCCAAAAUAUCGACUAGUUAAUUAAAAUACCUGUAUAAUUUAUACGUUUUCGCCGAGCAUGUUAUUUUCACAUGUCUGCCUGAAAAUAAAUGUUAUGCAAAAAAUGAA